Daldinia caldariorum is the source of this 1664-nucleotide messenger RNA. RefSeq lists its product as uncharacterized. The record is from RefSeq and is a predicted model, not a curated record. Lineage: Eukaryota; Fungi; Ascomycota; Sordariomycetes; Xylariales; Hypoxylaceae. The transcript is spliced from 5 exons. Bases 33 to 1052 code for a protein of 339 amino acids.
CCUCAAGCAACUUUUUCAUAUUCCGAGGCAACAUGCUGAUGAAAUCUCUUCUGACAGCGGCGGCAGCCGUCCACAUCGCUGCUGCCCAAGAACUUAUGCGUUUCGGAUGUUCCCAGCUUACCAUUGACCGAAUCGACCCCCUCGUGGAGCCGGGUAGUGCGCCCUCCGCACACAUGCACCAAAUCAUCGGAGGAAACUCCCUCAACGCUUCCAUGAAACCCGUCGACCACGACCCGCCUACCGUCUCUACUUGCACCAGUUGCACCUAUUCCGAAGACUUCUCAAACUACUGGACCGCCAACUUAUACUUCCGCGCCCGGAACGGCACAUAUAAGAGGGUCCCCCAAUUUGCCAACCUAGGAUUGAACGUCAAGGCCGGCAUGACCGUCUAUUACAUCCGCGGCUAUCAGGCCAACGCUAAAGUUACCGCUUUCCCGCCGGGUUUCCGCAUGCUAGUUGGCGACCCGAUGAACAGACAAGCCAGCACGAUGCAGCGGGGCCUCUGCUAUAGAUGUGAGGCAAAUAUGGCCCAGAACCCGUUUGGCGGAGCACCUUGCACGGGAUCCGACACACAGGCAUUCCCUAAAGGUGCCUGCGGGGGAGGCUGGCGUGUCACUGUACAUUUUCCAAGUUGCUGGGACGGCAAGAACUUAGAUUCGCCCGACCACAAGAGCCACAUCGCGUACCCUGCUUCAGGAACGUUUGAGAGCGGUGGUGCUUGUCCUUCGACUCACCCGGUCAAGAUCCCGCAGAUCAUGUACGAGAUUAUGUUUGACACGCGGGCCUUCAACAACAAGGCCGACUGGCCGGCGGAUGGCUCCCAGCCGUUCGUCUGGAGCAUGAACGACACCACGGGGUACGGUCUUCACGGAGACUACCUGUUCGGCUGGAAGGGCGACGCCCUGCAGCGAGCCAUGGACGGGAAAUGUUCGGGGGACCGUUGCUCACCGCUAAAGAGACAGACAGACCAGGCUGCUAUAGACUGCGUCAAGUCACAGAGCGUUAAGGAAGACAUUGGCGACGACUGGCUUCCUACCCUCCCGGGCUGGUAAACAGCCUCCGCCUCGCCCUCUCCCGCUCUCCCUCCAAUUUGGAGGGAGGCAUUUGGUGCGAGAAGAGAUAUUAUGGUAUAAGUCUGGCAGUUAUUAUAUACACGGAACGAGGUACCUGUGUACCUAGUGAAUUGAAGAUGAGACGUUGUGGUACCUGUAUUAGGUUACGGGGGUGGAUCUACGCUAGCGUCCCCAGAAACCUUAAGUUUAAUUUGGCUUCAUACCCAGGUAUACAACGUUUGUCAGCAGCUACUUUAAUCAAAGGUACCUUCCAAGAUUCUAGAGACCGCAAGUGCUACCUAUAAAGUGCUACUCAUAAUUUUACAUCUUAAGAACCGUCUCUCGUCAACAGGUAUCUAUGUACCUACCUUCCCAAUUACACCCUUCACGCCAUCACAUUCAAUGUCAAUCUCUGGGUUUCGACAUCAACUUGCACCAGGGAUUUACCUGCUAAGAGACACUUUUUAUACGUUGCAGUCCAAGAAUUAGUAUUAUAGAUUAUAUAUACAAGACUUAUUUUUGUGUCACCAUUGCUACAGAUAACCAGCAGUUCUGCUAACUAUUAUAUGGUGAUAUUUGAUAUUUGAUAUUUGAUAUUUGAUAUUUGAUAUU